GGGCGGCACACGCACGAGGCCGAAGUUCCCAUGACCUCGGCCUGGAGGUCGUCCACGGGCUGUACCUACAGCCCUGGGCACCUGGGCAGGCCUGAACAUAAGCAUGGACUCCCACAAGACAAGCCCACUUCGCAAAAUGUGUUUAAUCAGGAUAAAUAGAGUCCUGGGCAGGGUCCACCGGGGGUGCUCCAGCCUCAGACGGGCUGCAGACUCCCGUCACCUUCCCCGUGUCCCAGCGGGCCAUCUCCAGGCGGCAUCUGUGCCUGCAGGUCCAUGGGAACCGAGGGUGACAGGGUGACAGGGUUCCCGGGCUGCCAGGCCCAGCGCUGUCCUACUGGGCAUCCCAGUCGUCUGUGAAUACGGCCGGGGGCAUCACGGCCUCCUCGGUUCUACCAACCCUGCCAGAAAGCGGAGUCGGCAAGGGGCCUCGCUCGGGAGGCUGAGAAGCCCCACGGUCAUCCCUCUGGCCAGCCGAGGCCACAGGAUACCCAGCAGCCUUCCUCAGGAGCUGUUUCCAGGCCUCCCAGGGCUGAAAGGCUCUGGACAGAAGUGGAAGGAGCCGGACGAGGCCGAGACUCACCACCGGUGAGGAUGCCAGGAGCCCUUCCACAGGGGGAGCCCAGGUGCCCAGGAGGUGAGCGCAGGGACCCGCCCCUGGGGCCUCACCUCCACACCAGCUCCCCCAGAAGCGUGUCCAGCAGCGUGAAGAUGAAGUCCAUCACCAUGAGCCGGUACAGCUCCUGGCCCACAAAGUCCUCCCAACACUGAAACGGACGCGGCCUCAGCCCCCAGUGCCCUGGUGCCCCCCACCCCUGCUCCCCAUGCCCACCUCGGGGCCUCCAAUACGCUUGUAGACCGGGCCAGGAGCACAGUGUGGAGAAACGAGCAGAGAGAGGUCAGAGGUGGACUCUUAACUCCGCUUGAAAUGAGAUGCUGAGGCAGUGGUCGGUGCAGGCCUCAGGGGAGCCAGAACCUGAGCCGGCCGGCGAGGAGCUGUGGGAGCAGGAGAUGGAGCGGCUGUGCUCCUCCCAGGAACCUGUGCGGCUGCUGCCCUACGCCAUGGUGGACAAGCGCUUCAUCCGGCAGCUGCGGGAGCCCGAGGGGGUGAAGACCUCGUGCUGGCAGCAGUGGCGUCACAGGCAGCAGACUGCAGGACGGCGCCUGGGGGAGGCAGCACGGCGGCUGGCCCGGGGCUGUGGGCUCUGGGAGGGGGCUCUCUACGAGAUCGGGGGCCUCUUUGGCACCGGAAUCCAGUCCUACUUCACCUUUCUUCGCUUCCUGCUGCUGCUUAACCUGCUGACCCUACUUCUGACCACCAGCUUCGUCCUGCUGCCCCUGACCUGGCUCCGCCCCCCUGACAGAGGACCUGCUCUGAACUUCACCCUCCAGUGUCCUGGUGGCCACCAACCCCAGACUGGUGUUCCCAAGUUCAACAAUCUACUUUGGAAUGUUUUAACCGGCAGGGCCUUCAACAACACCUAUCUCUUUUACGGCGCGUACCGAGCGGGGCCUGAGAGCAGCUCAGUAUACAGCAUCCGCCUGGCCUACUUACUGAGCCCACUGGCCUGCCUGCUCCUCUGCUUCUGUGGGAUUCUACGGCGGAUGGUGAAGGGGCUGCCACAGAAGAUGUUCCUGGGCCAGGACUACAGGUCACCUCUCAGCGCCAAGGUCUUCUCUUCCUGGGACUUCUGCAUCCAGGGGCAGGAGGCAGCUACCAUCAAGAAGCAUGAGAUCAGCAACGAGUUCAAGGUGGAGCUGGAGGAGGGGCGUCACUUGCUGAUGGUGCAGCAUCAGACCCGGGCUCAAAGGGCCUGCCACCUGCUCACCUACCUGCGGGUCAACAUCCUCAUCGGGCUCCUGGUGGUUGGGGCCAUCAGUGCUAUCUUCUGGGCCACCAAGUACUCGCAGGACAACAAGGAGGAGUCCCUGUUUCUGCUGCUCCAGUACCUGCCCCCUGGGGUCAUCGCCCUGGUCAACUUUCUGGGUCCCCUGCUGUUUGUUUUCCUGGUCCAGCUGGAAAACUACCCUCCCAACACUGAGGUCAACCUCACCCUUAUCUGGUGUGUGGUGCUGAAGCUGGCCAGCCUGGGAAUGUUCUCCUUCUCGCUGGGCCAGACUUUGCUGUGCUUUGGCAGAAACAAGACCAGCUGUGAGUCCUACGGCUACAACGCAUGUGACUACCAGUGCUGGGAGAACUCGGUGGGGGAGGAGCUGUACAAACUCAGCAUCUUCAACUUCCUCCUCACGGUGGCCUUCACCUUCCUUGUCAGCCUGCCUAGGAGGCUGCUGGUGGAGCAGUUCUCGGGCCGGUUCUGGGCCUGGCUGGACCGGGAGGAGUUCCUGCUGCCCAAGAACGUGCUGGACAUCGUGGAGGGCCAGACAGUCACCUGGAUGGGCCUCUUCUACUGCCCCCUGCUGCCCCUGCUUAACAGCAUCUUCGUCUUCCUCACCUUCUACAUCAAGAAGUACACCCUGCUGAGGAACUCCAGGGCGUCCCCUCGGCCGUUCCGCGCCUCCAGCUCCAUCUUCUUCUUCCAGCUGGUGCUCAUCCUGGGCCUGCUCCUGGCCGCUGUGCCCCUGGGCUAUGUGGUCAGCAGCAUCCGCUCCUCCUGGGACUGUGGCCUCUUCACCAACUAUUCAGCCCCCUGGCAGGUGGUCCCAGAGCUGGUGGCCCUCCGGCUCCCACCCCCUAGCCAGCGCAUCCUCCACUACCUGGGCUCCCACGCCUUCAGCUUCCCCCUCCUCAUCCUGCUCAGCCUUGUCCUGACCGUGUGCGUCUCCCAGUCCCAGGCCAGCGCGAGGGCCAUCCGGGGGCUCCGGAAGCAACUGGUGUGGCAAGUGCAGGAGAAGUGGCACCUGGUGGAUGACCUGUCGCGGCUGAUGUCGGAGCCGGGCUCCGGCGACUCUCUGGGGCCUGAGUCCCCUCACUCCCGAGGUUCGCGCCCGAGAUCCUUCUGCCCCGGAUUCCCGUGCCCGGGCUCCCCGGGACCCAGGGCCUCCAGGCCGGAACCCUCCCUUGAGGAUCCUAACGGGUUGCGCGGUGUCCGGGUCCCCGCCCGUAGCUGCCGCUUCCCCAGCGGUUCGGAGCUGUAGCACCGACCCCCACCACCGCCCGGAGCUUCCCCAGGGCCCCGUGUGCAGCUCCCCACUUCCUGCUCCCUCGCCCCACGCUCGUGACCCCAGGUGACCACCGCCUCUCUCAGUGGGCCCUCCAGCAGGGUGCCCUAAGGUGGGGUGCAUAUACCUAGGGGCAUCAAGAAGAAAAUAUGGGAACUUGUAUUUAUAUUUUUAUCUCAAUCCUUAAAAGUUUCUAUUUUUGUUGAAUGUUUUGUAAUACGCAUAAUAUGUUAGUAUAGUAAGCCAUGAAUGCAGUUGCUAAAUACACAUCCAUGGGCAGUGCUCAGGAGCUGUUUACCCUGGGCAGUACCAUUAUAAAAGUCCAGAGACCUGCACCUGCGGGAAGGGGAAGGCCUGGCCGCAGUGAGAGCAAACAGUGGGGGCUUACUGAGCUCUGACUGCAGGCACCCUACACAACAUCCUGUAAUUCCUCCUUCACGUGUGAGACCACUGAGACCCACAGACGUUAUGAGUCAGCAAGGGGCAGAGCUCAGAUCUGACCUGCAUCAGGAGACACUCCGAGUGUGGGCCCCGGGAGGUAGCGGAGCCCGCUGCCCAGGAAGGCAGGGCUGCGUCCAAGAUUCCCAAGCCUCGGGUGCCGAGGCUGCAGAGGUUCUCAAUCUGUGGUUCUCAGCCUCGGAGAACUCCUGAGAAGCCCCGUCAGAUGCUGGCCCUGUGCCAGCGACUCUGACGCCAUUGGUCCAGGUGCAGCCAGCAGCCAGACAUCUGGACUUUCUAAAGCUCCCAGGUGACUCUCACCGGCAGCCAGGGUUGAGGAUUGCUGGCCUAAAGAGCCGUCAGGAGGGAAGGUCAGGAGAAACCCCAGGACGUGCUUGACGAGGCUCUACUUCCAGCAGCAGGAGGCCAGCGCCUGGCUGGAUUCCCAGCCUGGACACGGCAUCUGGGCGGCUCUGGCCCGGCGCCCUCAGUCCAGGGGCUUCACGUGGUCGUUGCAGUCUUGGCUGGUUCAGCUCCUCCUGUCGCUGUCCCUCUCUCUCACUCACCCAGCAUCCCAUGACCCAUCCGCCUGUCAACAAGUGCUGGGCCCUGUUUUGGGGCUGGUGGUGAGACUGCGGGAGACGCAGGGAGCUACGUGCUCAGCUUGGGGGGGGCAACCAGUCUGGCCCCAAAGAAGGCGAUACACGUUGUUAAUUAGCAGCUUAGGGUCAACGUGUGGUCCCGGACCACAGCACCAACAUCACCUGGGAACUUGUUAGAAAAGCCAGUUCUCGGGCCCCACCGCACCUCCUCUAAGGGUGGAGCCCAGCGAUGUGGUUUAAUGAGCCCCCGGGGGUGAGGCUGUUGGGUGCGAAGCGGGAGAACCUGCAGCACUGAGGCAUCCAGGUCCUUCUUAUCACCUUCACGUGCCUUCAGAGAACCCGCCAAGUGCAUCACCGGAUGUGAGGGGGACGAGCUUCAGGACCUUGAGGAACUCAAACUCGGGGCCUCAGUUUGCUUGACCAAAGCCUGGGGAUGACACCACCCUCCUCUGUGUGGCUGUGAGGACUGAAUGAGCGGUUACUUAUAUAGUGUCCUUCCUAGGAGAGCAGUUGAGGCCCUAUUACAACAUGGUCAUUGGCCUAACGGAGCAAAGUGGGACAGAUGGGAAGGGGCCCUGAUGGCCCUGUGACCGUGCCGGCCCAGCGAGGCAACCUGGGGCUCAGGGGGGAGCCAUCGCAGUCAGCAGGAGGGUUUCGUGGAGUGGGCGACUAGCGGGGCCUUGGGGGACGGAGGACUCGACCGGAGGUGAAGGCAGAGGAACGGCCUGAGCCACGGUGUAGAGACGGGCCGGGCGGGCCUGAGCUGUGGAAACUGGGACUCUGAGUCCUCUAGACUGGGCUCUGGGGCCCACGAGGACAACCAGAGUGAAGGCGGAACCAGCACACCUCUGGCUGGGCUUGGAGAGCCCGGGGGUCCGGUAACGUUGAGCGUCUACCAGCAGCAAAGAAGACACACGUGAGCAGGGAGAGGCCCGUGGGGUUAUUGCAGUAAGUGAAGCCAGGGUCUCUCCAGGUGCAGGAGCCCCAGUGCCUCCACCUUGGGGUGGGGGAGGGGGUCCCGGACUCUCCCCACCCAGCCCUGAGAGGGCUCCCAGCUACUCUGGCCAAGGCAGCCCAGCACAGAUUCCCACCCAGGGGACCCUCCCAGGAAAGUGCCGCAAGGAGGUGCUGGUAAGGCCAUUUAUCAUAGAGGAGACUGGCCCUCGGCAGGAAUCACGAAAUGUCAGUCUAGUGGGUGACAGGAGAGCUUUGAGGACACCCUGACUCCGCUCCAUCUAGGUGACCUGGGCUCACCUGGGGCAACCUACUCGGUGCUGUCACACCUGCAGCCUGUGGAGAAGAGGCGCAGAACAGCUCAGAGAAACAGCCCUCAUUUGGUGGGGCACACAGGUGAUGGCUGGAGAGGGGUAGUCGGGGUGAGGCAGUAGAGAUGCCCCCGGUCCCACCAAGGCCUGGGGGAAUUGUCCCUCGAGUCCACCCACCGUUCUCUGCUCUGACUCUGGCUCCCCAGACACACCGAUAAAAGGGGGAGGCUUCUCAUGAGCUGCCUCAGCUCGAAUCAGAAGCCCUGAGCACAACGUAGAGGAAAAACCUCGAGCUUCUGGGACUUCAGGCAACAGAUUGCCCACAGCUGAGGGGACGCUUCUGCCUGCCUUCAGUCGUCAGUUCCUUCCACGCACCCCUCCCGGCAGAGUGAGAACAGACUUUCUGGAAGGGAAUUUCGCUAGGAAAACUAAGAGAAGAUUAGCUUUUGCCCAAAUGCAGAGAGGUAGGUGGGUCCCCAGAGCACAUCCCCAGGGGUACGAGUCAGGACUCUGGGUGGCAAGGGACAGAUGCUGAUUCUUGCCCACUGAGGAGAAGGGACCACCAAGGUGACAAAGCCAGUCCUCAGGGGAGCUCCAGGACACUGUGCCCAGGCUUGGGCAGGGUCAUCCCACCAGACCAGCUUCCCAACACGCCCAGGCCUCAGUGGGUGCCCCUGAGCCGGGCCUAGGGACCCCAGGGCAGGGCUGUAACUGGCCUGCCUUGGGUCAGGUGCCGGUUCCCGGGCUGUGCUGGGGAUGUGAGUGCCACUGACCUGUGAGGCUCUGUAGGAGAGAAGAGCCCGCACAGGAAGCAAAUUGUUCCCUGGGGGUGGGACAUCCUCCCUGAGGAAGGCACCUGUGUACAAAUCAAAGCUCCAUGUUCUGUGAUAGCAGGAGAAAAACGCAUAUGCAGCUGUGUCAGUGUAGAAACAGGGAGUGUUUCAAUAAAGUCACUUCAUUCAUUUUUUUAAAAAAAAGCCUCUGUGGGAUUGGAUGGGUCCUAG
Globicephala melas (long-finned pilot whale) is the source of this 6426-nucleotide messenger RNA. It is a transcript of the gene TMC8, whose product is annotated as transmembrane channel like 8. Gene Ontology annotation, molecular function: mechanosensitive monoatomic ion channel activity. The record is from RefSeq and is a predicted model, not a curated record. Gene Ontology annotation, cellular component: plasma membrane. NCBI's taxonomy places the organism in Eukaryota, Metazoa, Chordata, Mammalia, Artiodactyla, Delphinidae.